UUCAUAUAUCCAGGGUCAAGUCAGUCAACCUAGACCAAUGGACACCAGAACAGAUACAGCAGCUGGAAUCCAAAAGAUCUUGAAACCAGUCCUGAAAGGCUUGCUCCUAUGCAAGAAAUCCUGAUGGCUUUUGAGAGGAAGAUAGAGAAGUAUUCUGGAAAAUUUGAAGAGGUAGUCGAGUGCAUGCAAGAUAUGGGAAAUACUAAAGCAAGACUACUCUAUGAAGCCAAUCUUCCAGAGAACUUUCGAAGACCACAGACAGAUCAAGCAGUAGAAUUUUUCAUCAGAGAUAAAUAUGAAAAGAAGAAAUAUUAUGAUAAAAAUGCUAUAGCUAUUACAAAUAUUUCCUCCUCUGAUGCGCCUGUUCAGCCUCUAGUAUCUUCUCCUUCCCUGCAAGCUGCUGUUGAGAAAAACAAACUGGAGAAAGAAAAGGAGAAGAAAAAGGAAGAGAAAAAGAGAGAAAAGGAGCCAGAAAAGCCUACAAAGCCACUUACAACUGAAAAGCUACAGAAGAAAGAAGAUCAACAAUUGGAGCCUAAAAAAAGUACCAGCCCUAAAAAAGCUGCAGAGCCCACUGUUGAUCUUUUAGGACUUGAUGGCCCCGCUGAGGCACCGGUAACCAAUGGGAGCACAGCCACACUGCCAGCCCUGGGCGACGACCUGGACAUCUUUGGCCCGAUGAUUUCCAACCCUUUACCUGCAGCUGUGAUGCCCCCGGCUCAGGGGAAUCCCUCUGUGCCAGCAGCUGCUGCCCUGUCCACAGUCACAUCUGGGGAUCUGGAUCUGUUCACUGAGCAAACUGCAAAACCAGAAGAAGUAGCAAAGAAACAGCUCUCCAAAGACUCUAUCCUGUCUCUGUACGGGACAGGGACUAUUCAGCAGCAAAGCACUCCUGGUGUGUUCAUGGGACCCACAAAUAUUCCAUUCACCUCACAGCCGCCGAGCACAUUUCAAGGCUUCCCGGCGAUGGGUGUGCCCGCGGCCCCCGGCCUCUUGGGAAGCACAAUGGGUCCAAGCACAAGCAUGAUGGUGGGCGUGCCCGUGCCCAACGGGUUCAUGGGAAAUGCACAGACGGGCGUGAUGCCCCUUCCUCAGAAUGCUGUCGGCCCCCAAGGAGGAAUGGUGGGGCAGCUGGGGACGCCCCAGAGUAAGUUCGGCCUGCCCCAGGCGCAGCAGCCCCAGUGGGGCCUCUCUCAGAUGACCCAGCAGAUGGCGGGCUUGGGCGUGAGCGGUGCCGGCACGCCGGGCUUCGGGCAGCCCCCCAGCACCGCUGCAGGCUGGCCAGGGAGCGCGGCGGGCCAGACGCUGAGCACGCAGCUGUGGAAGUGAAGCCGUGGGCUCCAGCCAGCGCGGACGCCGGACACGCCUGGAGAAGUGCGCCUGGCUCCCCUGCUCGCCUGUACAUAGACUCUGCCCUCCCCCGGCCCGCGCUGCCCUGUGCCCACUGCGUGUCGGUGCCGUGAGCAGCAGGCUGGGAAACCACUUCAGUCCAGGGCAGCUCUGCGCGCGUCGCCCAGGAUUUCACGGCCAUGACUGCGAAGCUGCCCGGCCGAUUGCAUAAUCAGUCUCACUCUCAGUACAAGUAUAGCUCUAAUGUUUGCGUAGAAGGGAAGUAGUCACGUUACGUUAGUAAUACUCCGGCAGUCCAAACCCCGCCCCAUAUUAGCCAGUGAUCUGUAGAAGGUACUGUGUGAGCCGACGUUUAAUCACAUAAAUAGAAUGUAAAUGUGUCACUGAGCACUGUUCUGUCGUGUAUCAAAAUUCUUUAGUUUCCUCGUUCCCCUCACUGUGCUGUUGUUACGAUGUGCUUAACAGGGAACGCGGGUAGUGAAAGGAAGAUAAACCUGGAUGUUGCUAGACGACUUAAUUUAAUGAAUGUUAAAAAUUCAAAUCUCAGCUGCCUCUUGAAUUUGGAUCUCUAAUGUACACAGUGCUGAAACAUGAAGACCUUUUCCUGCACUCUAUGCAAACAGGGUAACUAAAAAGCAAAGCUACUUUCAAUCCUUGAAGGUCUAUCCAGGUUUAUGACAGUAAUUGUGUUUACAUUUUAUGGUGCCUAGUAUUGACAAAAUGUUAUUUCCCUAUAUUAAACAGAUGAAUCCAUUGACCUUUUUGUGAGUGUUUUCCCCCCGUACAGUGUAUUCUUGUCACUAACCUUUCAGAAAUUCAUGUUGAAAGCCAGGAAUUGGGAACGUUUAGUUGACGAAAUACUCAGUCCGUUCACAGCUCUACUGAUCAUAAGGCCGAAUGGGGAAAGAAGUGUGUAAGACACUCGAGUGGCAUUCUGCAGUGUCACCUAGAGUGACGCACGGAACCUUCCAGCGAACCUGCGGAGAAAGCAUGCAAGGGAUGAGGGCGAGGCGCACUGCCCUCCCUGCGCGGUCCCUCCCCUUGGGACGGAGGGGCUGUGCGGAGAAAAGCACGGUACCUGGAAGUC
Messenger RNA from Fukomys damarensis (Damara mole-rat), 2437 nucleotides. RefSeq names its product small ArfGAP 1 (gene Smap1). Gene Ontology annotation, molecular function: GTPase activator activity. Lineage: Eukaryota; Metazoa; Chordata; Mammalia; Rodentia; Bathyergidae. The record is from RefSeq and is a predicted model, not a curated record. Gene Ontology annotation, biological process: regulation of clathrin-dependent endocytosis. The coding region runs from base 109 to 1329 and encodes 406 amino acids. The transcript is spliced from 11 exons.